Branchiostoma floridae (Florida lancelet) is the source of this 4601-nucleotide messenger RNA. RefSeq lists its product as uncharacterized. Lineage: Eukaryota; Metazoa; Chordata; Leptocardii; Amphioxiformes; Branchiostomatidae. Bases 158 to 1249 code for a protein of 363 amino acids. Gene Ontology annotation, cellular component: cytoplasm. Gene Ontology annotation, biological process: signal transduction. The transcript is spliced from 16 exons. The record is from RefSeq and is a predicted model, not a curated record.
AUUUCAAAUCUCGUGAGAGUACGAGAGCACAGUUCCUCAGUUUCCUCUACCUUCAACAACAACAACGGGAUUUGAGUGUUGCUAAAGAGGGCGUUUACGCAGAAAAACAACCACUGGCAACUUAAGUUUUCAUCGUCGAAAGCUUCAUUCCAUCACUAUGGAAGAGACGAAGGAGGUUGUGAAGACGGACAAGUUUGGAGAUGUGACGGUGUAUGUCUCGGGAGACCGCAAGCUGAGGGUGUUCCUCACUGUGCAUGACAUUGGACAGAACCACAAGUCGUUCCACCAGUUCCUGCUCCACGAGGACAUGAAGGCCAUCCUCAGCAAGUUCUGUAUCGUCCAGAUCACUGUUCCUGGGCAGGAGGAGGGAGCUGAGACCCUGCCUAAUGACACUGCAAGUGGUUUUGGCUCUCCUGCUCUGCAGAGAGCCUUUAAAGCUUCUCCAUCUCUGCGAAGAGCCGUUUCUUUUAAGAAGAGCAGGCCGCCUUCCGUAACAUCUGACCAACCAGCGCCGGCCCCAGCUCCGGCCCCGGCCCCUGAAAAAUCUGAUGAACAAAGCUACAAGUUCCCAACCAUGCAGGAGAUGGGCACAGAAGUGAUUCCUCAGGUCCUGGCAGCUCUUGGAUGUAAGUCCAAGGAUGUGGUUGGAUUAGGUGUGGGGGCUGGUGCCAACAUCCUCUGUAGAUAUGCGAUGGUCUCAGCGUACGAUGUGCUGGGGCUGUGUCUGCUGGAGUGCAGCGCUGAGUCGGCAGGCUUUCUGGAAUGGGGACAGGAGAAGAUUGCAUCUCUACAGCUGAACAUGAAGGGGAUGAACCCCACCAGUGAGAGCUACCUGAUCUGGCACCACUAUGGAAAUGACUUGGCCAAGGCUAAACAUCAGAAGCUCAAAGAGGUGCAUGCCUUCCACGACAACCUGUACAAGACCAUGAACCCCCAUAACCUGGCCUGCUUUGUAGAGACUUACAUGGCCCGUACCAACUUCAUGGACAAGCUGAAGACAAUGAAGUGCCGUGUGCUGAUGGUGACUGGUAGCAGGUCGGCCCAUGUGAAGGACGUGGAGAAGACAUACACUGCAAUGGACCGUCAAAACAGCGAGAUCCUAAAGCUGGAUGGAGGGGAUGUCAUGGACGAUAACCCAGAGAAGCUAGCUGAAAGUAUGCUAUUCUUCCUGCAAGGCCUGGGACUGGUUUCGUCUGUCCGCUCCAAGAAGAUGUCACGAGGAACAUCUCUGUCAGGCACGGAUGCAUAAAGUUCGAAAUCUGUGCUCUUCAGCUGUCUUUAAAGUGCCUCGUGCACAGUACUGUAAAUCCAGUAACUUUUGCGGCGAUUUAUUUUGCAGUAUGAAGGAAAUAAUUUUUUUUGCAGAUUACAAUUCAGUGUGAAAUUGUAGGGAAGAGGUCACUGCAAAUACUGCAAAAUAAAAGUCCACAAAAGUUGCAAGACUUACAGCAUUGAAAGACUCAGAUGCAUUUAAAGGGGGGCACUUUGAAGACUUGUCCUGCAUUAUCUCCAGCUUAGACGUUAAGAGGUAAUGCUGUUAGUUAACUUCAAGGUACAAAGAUGUCAAGUGGCAGGCUCUCAGUAGGGUACCAAACAAACUCUAAGUGUGCAGCAUUUUCAAGCCCACAUGUGCAUUUGACAAGAUUUUGAGAAGCAGCAGAGAAUUGCUGGGUUUUGACCUUUGGUUUCUUGAUGUUUUGUUCAGCAAGUAUUGAAGAAAGUGGAAAAUUGCUUUCUUGAUUUUAAGUCAGAUUACAGCUGUGUUUUAAGGGAAAGCUAGAUGUAUAAUAAUUUGCUACAUUUAAGGGAAGCAUUUUGUAUGUCAGUUUCUAUUAAUUUUCUAUUCUGUAAGUUGUACUUUUUGAAGAAAAUCAGCUGACUUAAGUCACAUUGAGCUCUUAACAAAAAAAUUCUUUUGAUGUCAGUUGUGAGCAUCCCUCAUUUUUGCAUUCAGUUUUACAGCAAGAUGACAUAUUGUCCAGCCGCGCUAAAAUUUUGUUACCUUGUACGUUAAGUUGGGACACUGUGGAUGGGCCCAACUGCACCGACAAUUGUAAAAAUCCUGCACACGGACAAAGUUUACCCGUAGCAUGUAAACCUAGGUGUAGACAUGCAAGAGAUACACAACAGCUUUUGUCAGUAGAACACCAAGCAGAACUACCAAUGAGUUUAAGAACAACAGCAAGGAAAAAAGUCACCCUUUGAAGUAUGAUACUCUCAAGCCUUAUUGACGUUGUAAACACUUCAGAAUGAAUACACAAGUGUAGUAAGUAGCACACGUAAGCUGCAUGGUUACGAAUAUUAGCAGUUCCCUGAUAUUUGUGCAAUCCACGUUACAUGCAAAAUUGCUGCCAAAGUACUAUGAACUGGCAAAGAACCUACAUUUUGAAUUGGUCUCUGUUCUUGAAAAAGGUAAGACUGUUCACAUUAGCCUAGAAAGGAAAACAAUUGUUACAGAGUACCCAGUAGAAACAGGACAAAGUGUAAGUUGCAAAGUUUUGCAACUGCUUAGUUUUUAAGUGAAGUCUUAAGAUGUGUAUCCAGUUAAAGUUUCAGUGUAUUUGUGAUAAUGAUCACUAUGAUGAUGUUAGCAGGCAAGCAAUUAGGAGUGCUGCAACAAUUUGAGAAGCUAUGUUCAGGUCAAUACCAAAAUGGUGUACAGCUUGUUAGCUAUGCUGUUUAUUUAGGAAUUUGCUUGAAUGUGUUCAUGUUUUGACUUGCACGCAUGGUUACCAUGAUUGAAUUAGGAAGGCAUGAUAUAUAUAUCUACAACUGCCCCUCUUAGUUCUCCACUUAUAUAAUAUGAGCUGGUGUUCAAAGUACCGUGUAAAGAUAAGCUGAUGAAGUUAACAGUGAUAAGAACUGUUUAAAAUCUCCUUUGUUGUCCUUGAAAAUAUUGUGCAUGUAUUAGCGCUACAGUGUGUACUACAUGCGGUUGGAGAAAGGUUGUUGAUUACUCUAUACAUUUGUAUAUUCAUCGCUAUACGUUUUGUAUACUUGGACUUUUCCAUUUUCAAGUCACAGGAGGGCAGGCCAGAAGUUGAUCAUUGUUUGACAAUGCCAAUUUUUCAUUGUUAUCUCCCAUUUAUUUCCCUGUCCCACUCAAUCUUUCAAAAUAGAAUAGUCUUGAGUGCUACUUGCAGUUGGGUGGUCUUUGUUUUAUGGUUGCAGCUUGCAACAUUUGAAAUGAGCUAUUAAAAUCCAUGAAAAGUGUGGAAAACUAGUAGCUGUCCAAGAAUCAUACAUCAGAAACAGAUGUAGUGCUGAAUUCGAAAUGUUUGUUUUCAUGAUUUGAGAUGCUUGUUUUUAUUUGCUGGUAUGUUUUUACUUUAGCUUGAAAUCACAUAUUUAGUGUUAUUCAAGGAAAAAUUAUUGCUACAAAUGCAAUGUUACCCCAGUGUGUAUGUUGUAAAGACACUAGAAGUCUGUGUCCCUUUUUCUGUGUGUUGCACUUUUGAUAAAUAUGCCAUCCUAUAUUCAAUUUGUUAAGGAUUGGACAACAAUCUAAUUGUUGCUGGGAAGUUAGCUGAAUGGCUAGUGCAUUAAGAUGGCUGAUCAGAGGCAUAGCUUGGACACAUGCUCUCAAUUAUAAGCUGUACAUGUGGAUAGAAAUUGUUAGAAUUGUUGCUGAUUUGAUAUCAAGAUGAAUAGGCAAGAUACUUGUUCAGUAGGGAAUAUCUCAAACAAACUGUGGGACACUGAAAUUAACUACUCAACUUUCCAAAUGACCAAUGCAAAUUUGUUACCAGUGGACACCAGUAAAAUUUGAUAUCUGACAAACAAAAUGUGCCCAAAUUGUCGCCUAGUAUCCCAGUAAUUUUUGUUCAAAUAUCACAAGAAAAACGGAGUGUAAAGAAUGGUAUGAACAAUUUUUGUACAGGCGGUACAUGGUAAAAGAGCUACAAAUAUACCACAUAGACAAAACAUUUUGAAAGGAAAGAUUUCAAGCCAUCACAAAUGCCAUGUUUAAAAAAUCAUGUUUGAUAUAGCCGGGAUGGUUUUGUACAGUCUCUGAUCAGAAAUCAUAAUGUGCCUGUAGUAAUGCAUUGCUGUUAUUAUUGCUUAUACUUCUCAUCUAGGAUUAUUGACUGCAGUAUACAUGUAGUGACGUUUGGCUAUGUUGAAGAAAUAGAAAAUGAUGCCAUCUACAGCCUCAGGAUUCUUUAUUUGGAAGUUUGCAUCCAUUCCAAUGUUAUCACCAGUCACUCAAUGCAUGCCUAUUGGGCAGUAUAAGUAGUCGCAAUAAGGACACUUAAAAAGAAUGGACCAUAAGAAUAAGAUUGAGUCUAUCUGGGCGCUUAUAAUUUCAUUGAGAAUGAGAACAUAUAGAAGCUGAUAAGUUCUCUACAAGAAGCCUCAGAAGCUUGAUGUAAAGCAUUGCAUCGUUUUUUACGCUAAGAAGGCAGCCUUAUGCUGUACAUGUACCCCCAUUUUAGGUUAGUGAAUGAUUAUAUCAAAGUUUUAGACGGUUGUUGGUACGAAGUUGAUCCCAGAUGGGUUUUUAUGUGAAGCUUUAGUUUAAUGUUGUGAUGUGGUUAAGCACAUUCUUGCACGGUUGGUUCAUAUGGAACGAGGACACAAUAAACAGGCUACAUAUUGAA